This is a messenger RNA of Aspergillus mulundensis, 1143 nucleotides long. RefSeq names its product actin-related protein ArpA. The transcript is spliced from 3 exons. The record is from RefSeq and is a predicted model, not a curated record. Lineage: Eukaryota; Fungi; Ascomycota; Eurotiomycetes; Eurotiales; Aspergillaceae. The coding region runs from base 1 to 1143 and encodes 380 amino acids.
AUGACUGAGGCCACGCUUCACAACGCCCCUAUCGUCAUCGACAAUGGCAGCGGCACUAUUCGCGCCGGGUUUGCUGGCGAGGAAAUCCCGUCAUGUUACUUCCCAUCGUUUGUCGGUCGGCCCAAACAUCCCCGGGUCAUGGCCGGCGGUCUAGAAGGAGACGUCUUCAUCGGACAACGAGCCCAGGAACUGCGGGGUCUGAUGAAGAUCCGAUAUCCUUUAGAACAUGGUAUUGUGACAGAUUGGGACGACAUGGAGAAAAUCUGGCACUACGUGUACGAGAACGAGCUCAAGACGCUGCCGGAAGAGCACCCGGUCCUCCUUACCGAACCACCACUCAAUCCGCGCAAGAACCGUGAUAUAGCUGCUCAGAUUAUGUUUGAGACAUUCAAUGUACCCGCGCUCUAUACAUCUAUUCAGGCCGUGCUGUCGCUUUAUGCUUCCGGACGGACGACCGGCGUUGUUCUGGAUUCAGGGGAUGGGGUUUCUCAUGCGGUCCCGGUGUUUGAGGGUUUUGCGAUCCCAAACAGUAUUCGGAGGAUUGAUGUUGCCGGACGAGAUGUGACGGAACAGUUACAACUUCUGCUUCGGAAGACCGGGAACGUGCUGCAUACCAGCGCCGAAAAGGAGGUGGUCCGGAUGAUCAAGGAGAAGGUCUGCUAUGUCUCCUUGGAUCCGAAGCGCGAGGAGAAGGAAUGGAUGAACACCUACAAGUCGGAAUCGAAGCAGGCGGACUAUGUCCUGCCGGAUGGACAUAAGAUCAAGAUCGGACAGGAACGUUUCCGUGCUCCUGAGAUUCUCUUCGACCCGGAACUCAUUGGCCUCGAGUACCCCGGUGUGCACCAGAUCGUCCAAGAUGCUAUUAUCCGCACAGAUCUUGACCUGCGCAAGUCUCUUUACCUUAACAUUGUUCUCUCCGGUGGAUCAACACUCUGCAGGAAUUUCCCCGACCGAUUAAUGCGCGAGAUCAAGCGAUUGGCUGUCGAGGACAUGAAAAUCCGUAUAUCUGCGCCCGCUGAGCGAAAGUACACUACCUGGAUUGGUGGAGGUAUUCUUGCUGGGCUGAGCACGUUCCGAAAGAUGUGGGUUAGCGCAGACGAGUGGCACGAGGACCCUGAGAUCAUUCACCGAAAGUUCGCUUAA